Molecule: messenger RNA, 2307 nt
Organism: Nicotiana tabacum (common tobacco)
Lineage: Eukaryota; Viridiplantae; Streptophyta; Magnoliopsida; Solanales; Solanaceae
Product: protein NRT1/ PTR FAMILY 7.3
Biological process (GO): transmembrane transport
Cellular component (GO): membrane
Molecular function (GO): transmembrane transporter activity
Source: RefSeq, a predicted model, not a curated record
CUACCAUCCACUUAACUCUCUCAAAAUUCUAUAUAUACUUUCACUCACUUACAUGUACUAGCAACCUCUUAACUUAAAUAGUUUUGAGAAUACUCAUUUCUCCCCUUUCCCUUCGUUUUCUUCAAAUCUUUAAUUCAAGCAAUUACCUUUGAGUCACUAAUAAUGGCAUGCUUGAAACUCUCCAAAGAAGUGAAAAUGAUGAAAGGGGAAGAAAUAGAAUGCACCAAGGAUGGAACUGUUGAUCUUGAUGGAAAACCAGCAAUCAGAGAAGCAAGUGGAAAAUGGGUGGCUGGAAUUAUGAUUCUCCUGAAUCAAGCUUUAGCAACUCUAGCAUUCUUUGGAGUUGGAGUGAAUUUGGUGUUGUUCUUGACAAGAGUGCUGAAAGAAAACAAUGCUGAUGCUGCUAAUAGUGUGAGCAAAUGGACUGGCACAGUUUAUAUAUGCUCCCUUGUUGGUGCUUUUCUUAGUGACUCUUACUGGGGAAGAUUCAAAACAUGUGCCAUUUUUCAAGUCAUCUAUGUAACUGGAUUGGCAUUACUAGCACUAGCAUCACAACUCUACUUGCUCAAACCUAAAGGUUGCGGGAAUCGAACGACUCUAUGUGGAGAACAUUCAACCAUGGGCAUUGGUCUGUUCUACAUCGCUGUGUACAUGAUUGCACUAGGAUAUGGAGGUUAUCAGCCAAACAUUGCUACCUUUGGGGCUGAUCAGUUUGACGAGCAGCAUCCAGGGGAGUCUCACUCUAAAGUUGCCUUCUUCAGCUACUUCUACCUAUUCAUGAACCUCGGGUCGCUUUUCUCCAACACUAUUUUAGACUACUUUGAGGAUGAAGGAAUGUGGGCUCUUGGUUUUUGGGCAUCUGCAGCAUCUGCUUUUGCAGCAUUAUUGCUCUUUCUUGGAGGCACUGCUAGGUACAGACACUUCAAGUCUAGUGGCAACCCUCUUGCCAGGUUUGCUCAAGUUUUAGUUGCAGCAACAAAGAAGAGUAGAGUCGAGACACCAGAAACCGAAGAUGACUUCUACCAAGGGGAAGACGAUGACAACACAACUGGUGGUAGAAAAAUGCUACACACCCAUGGUUUCAAAUUCUUGGACAGAGCAGCAGUGGUGACAUCAAGGGAACUCGACAACCAGAAGCAGAGGGAUCACAACCCGUGGCAUCUCUGCCCUAUCUCACAAGUUGAGGAGGUUAAAUGCAUUUUGAGACUGCUGCCCAUUUGGCUAUGUACCAUUAUUUACUCUGUAGUUUUCACGCAAAUGGCCUCGCUCUUUGUUGAGCAAGGUGAUGCCAUGAAAACUACAAUAGCAAACUUCAGGAUUCCAGCAGCAAGCAUGUCUACCUUUGACAUCCUUAGUGUAGCAGGCGUCAUAUUUCUAAACCGCAGAGUUCUUAAUCCACUAGUCAGUAGGUUUAAGAAGUGCAAGGGUGAUCAUAUUGGGCUAACUGAACUUCAAAGGAUGGGUAUUGGACUAGUCAUAGCAGUGAUGGCUAUGCUUUCUGCAGGAAUUGUGGAGUGCUACAGGCUAAAGUAUGCGAGCAAUGACUGCAAAAACUGUGGAGGCUCGAGCUCUCUUAACAUCUUCUGGCAAGUCCCUCAAUAUGCUUUUAUAGGAGCUUCGGAAGUAUUCAUGUAUGUAGGCCAAUUGGAAUUUUUCAAUGCACAAGCACCCGAUGGACUUAAAAGCUUCGGAAGUGCACUAUGCAUGACAUCGAUAUCGUUGGGGAACUACGUGAGUAGCUUACUUGUAAGCGUAGUGAUGAAAAUAUCGGCAACAGACAAAAUGCCUGGAUGGAUACCAGGAAACCUUAACAAAGGUCAUUUAGACAGAUUCUAUUUUCUAUUAGCUGGCUUAACAUUAAUAGAUUUGGUUGCCUAUAUUGCAUGUGCUAAGUGGUACAAGAAUAUUAAGCAUAGCGAAAAGAUUCAGGAAUAUGAGGAAGAUGACAAGGUGUGAAGUCUAACGUACCUGACAUGGAUCAUAUCUUAGGGAUGUUUUGCCAAAGCCAUAUGAAUAAAAGGAAGAUAUGCAGUCACCAUAACAUUUUGUUUAGAGUUUCUGCUUCGUAUUUGGAUUUCCUCCCUCUCCAAAGCUCCAAACUCAGUCAAUCCAAAAUACUCAGCUCUGCAGAAUUCUUCAGGGAGCUGAACCCCUCUAAAUGUCUAAGUCAUCAUUUCUCCUUGUUGCUGCAUUUGUUCGCUCUGUUAUAUUAGUUCUACAAUUGACAAGCAUUUUGGAUUGAUAUGUAAAUGGAUUGGCUUUUCCUGUAUCCAAGAAACUGUUGAACAAUAUUGAUGUACCCUCAAA